This is a messenger RNA of Mugil cephalus (flathead mullet), 6216 nucleotides long. RefSeq names its product Ets2 repressor factor like 3 (gene erfl3). Gene Ontology annotation, molecular function: DNA-binding transcription factor activity, RNA polymerase II-specific; sequence-specific DNA binding. Gene Ontology annotation, biological process: cell differentiation; regulation of transcription by RNA polymerase II. Bases 612 to 2813 code for a protein of 733 amino acids. The record is from RefSeq and is a predicted model, not a curated record. The transcript has 5 exons. Lineage: Eukaryota; Metazoa; Chordata; Actinopteri; Mugiliformes; Mugilidae. Gene Ontology annotation, cellular component: nucleus.
GAGAGGAACGGGGGGGAGGAGAGAAGCAGCACUGAGUGGUGUGAGACUGAGUGGAGGACUGAAAAAGUCUGUGAAGAAAGACAAGGUCCUUUCUAACGUGAAAUGUCUGUCACAGAAGUAGCAGAGCGGCGCGGCGGAGAGAUGUCAAACGGCGACGAAGAUGCGGUUGAGACGGAAUAAACAGCCACCGGACAGUUAGCAACAAAACUUAGAAGAUUAGGAGAGAGAGGGAGAAAGGCUUCUUCGGGACGGUUGGCCGUUUUCCGCCGCAACUUGAACAGAUUUCAACGCUGCGAGGUUACGGGACGAGAGGACCAGCGAAGUCUUGGCGGAAAAAAAAACAACAAGCCCUUCGCUCUGUUGUUGUUGUUGUUGUUUCUUUUUUGGGGUCGGCCGGGGAGAAAAAGGACCGAGAGAGCGCGGAGACUCGAAAGCGAGAGAAAGCCGCUGAAGCUGCAAAAGUUUGCCGUGUUAUCCCUCAGCUCGUUUCCCAGAUUGGAAAGCGGAGCGGGAGGACGAGGCCGAGAGACUUUUCUUUCUACGACCAACUUCGUGGAAUUCUUCCAGUUUAGCACACUUUGGCUAAGUGCUAAGUGGCUAACACGGGGAGAAUGAAAACACCUGGAGAUAGUGGGUUCGCCUUCCCAGAAUGGGCCUACAAGCCGGAGUCGAGCCCUGGCUCCAGGCAGAUCCAGCUGUGGCACUUCAUCCUGGAGCUGCUCAGGAAAGAGGAGUAUCACGAUGUGAUCGCCUGGCAGGGGGACUACGGCGAGUUUGUCAUCAAGGAUCCAGAUGAAGUGGCCCGGCUCUGGGGUGCCAGGAAGUGCAAACCCCAGAUGAACUACGACAAGCUUAGCAGGGCCCUGAGAUACUACUACAACAAGAGGAUCCUUCAUAAGACCAAAGGCAAGAGGUUCACUUACAAGUUCAACUUCAAUAAACUGGUUUUGGUCAACUACCCCUUCAUCGACAUGGGCUCCACUGGAAGCAGCGUUCCUCAGAGCGCCCCCCCUGUCCCCACUGGCGCAGGGACCCACUUCCGCUUCCCUCCCUCCACACCCUCAGAAGUCCUCUCCCCCAACGAGGACCUUCGCAGCCCUGGCAACAUGUUCAGCUCGGUGGCCCGACGGAUGGCGCGUGGCUCCGUCAGCGACUGCAGCGACGGCACCUCGGUCAAUUCUGAGAUCGAGGAGGGUAACGGGGGAGCUGGAGAGGAGAGGGGCGAGAGGGGUGUGAGCGGAGGAGGGGGGCCCGGCGGUGGAGGAGGCUACAGGAGUAUCAUCCACCCACGUCUCUCUCAUGAAGCCCUGUUCCGCAUGUACGGAGGUCCAGGUAACCCCGCUGGGCACCCGGGCUCCCGAGGCCCCACGGGACACCGCAUCCACCCGGAGCCCCUGUCCCCCUUCCCCGUGUCCCCUCUGCCGGGCCCUGGAGGAGCCACCCUAUUAGCCCCUCCCCUGUCCCCAGCGCUCUCCAUGACUCCCACAUCUCACCUCCCCUACACUCCCUCCCCGACACUGUCGCCAAUGCUAGGCUCGCACUUCUCCUUCAACCCGGAGGACAUGAAGCGCUACCUGCAGGCCCACACCCAGUCAGUGUACAACUACGGCCUCAGCCCCAGAGCCUUCCUCCAGUACCCCAACAUCGUCAUCCCUCAGCCCCACCGGCCCGCCGCCGACAAGGCCGGUCUGACCGCGGACAGAGGAGCGGCCGAGAGGGCGGAGAGAGCCGCGACAGCCGGAGGAGAGAGGGGAGGAGACCGCCACCACCAUCCACCUCUGGCUCACUCGGCCCAUCACCACCCGCAUCCUCCUCACUCCGCCCACCCUCACCCCCACUCCCAUCCCAUGCACCACCCGCUCCACCUGGGCGAGGAGCCCCCGCACAUGUCCCCCUUCAAGUUCAAGCUGCAGCCGCCGCCGCUGGGCAGGAAGCAAAGGGAAGGGCAGAGCCAGAGCAAACCCAGGCAGAGCUCGCUAUCCUCGGGCUCGGGAUCCGGGUCCAUGUCCUCCACCUCUGGCCUCGGCUCCUCGAUGUCAUUUGGCAGCGACCUGAGCUCGGCCAGUGGCUCGGGCCUCAUCUCUGCCUCCUCCUCAACGCAGUCCCUGAACAGUGCAGGACUUCCCAAGAUAAAGGUGGAGCCCAUCUCUGAUAUAGAGUCAGAGGAAGAGGUGGAGGUGACCGACAUUAGCGACGAAGACCCUGAUGAAAGAGAUGAGGAGUACGAGCGCUUCUCCUCUCGCCACUCCAGAGCGUCCGACCAUCACCACCACCACCGCCAUGCUAACGGCUCGACCACAGCUCAGCACCAACCCCAUCUGGACGAGGACCUGGACGAGGAUGUGUUCAAAGCCCCCGCUCCUCCUCCGCCUGGCCUGAUGCCUUUCUUCACCUCCCAGCACUCACACUCCAACGCGCAUCGCAUGCUGCCCACCAUCAAGACCGAACCCACCGAGCCGGGCGAGAGCAACACGCCGCCGUCUCAGGCGGCCGCGGCGGGCGCCCCCCAGACCAAGUGCAUCCCUCUCAAGCUGCGCUUCAAGAGACGCUGGAGCGAGGACCAGCGCAUGGAGGCCUCGCAGGAGGAGUCGGACGACAAGAAAGUACGACCGGAGGAGGAGAGGGAAAGAGAGCGGCAGAGCAACGGUCGGAUGGAGAUGGAGGAGGACGGGACGGGCAGCGGAGAAGGGGACAGUCCUCCGCCGUUGACGUACGAGGGCUCCCUAGCAACUCCGCUGGCCUCACACCGAAGAGUGAGCGCCGAGCUGCAUCGUGCCACCGCACAGCUGUCUCUAGAGAAUAAAGACUGCUGAUGAGAGCCUCAGUCCAAACACUACUGCUCUGGCAGCACAGGAGGUGGUACAAGAGUAUGUAAAUGGUUCCUCUGUAAUCCCUCUCGCACGCUGACAAACUAGAUUCCUCAAACCUCCAGUGACCCGAGAGCACAGUCCAACACCCACACAUAAAAUCAACACCUCAAAGACAGCUUGUUGUGUCAAACCCACCACCAAUCGUCCGUCUGGAUCUGGACUCUCCUGGAGGAGGGACUCGCUCAGACUCAGCCACACCAGCCACAGUGACUGCUGCAGCACGGCUGAAAUCUGACAGAGGCUUUCUCAUGAACCUAGAAUUAAAUCACCCCACCCCACCCCACCCCAACCUGGCCAGUGAAGCUCCAGAUGCCUUGUCCCAGUAGCACAGCGCCCACCUUCAGGCCCCCAUCAGUAGGAUCAACGGCAAGGGAACACUUUCCUCAGGGGACACACACUCCCAACACAUCUAGGUUAAUGAUGUGCACACCCACGCUAGUUUCUUUUCCUACGAGAUGAUGAGACUUUAAGUGCCUGUACCCAAAACCCACAGCCCUGGACUGACAUGGAAGGAGGAGUGUGAGGGAGGAGGGCAAAUCUGAGUAAUCAUUCUUUAACCCGUGAAACAAAAAUUACUGAAAGAGGAAAGAGUAAGACUGAAGAGUGGGGCUGUUGGGUGUCUUCUGACUGACUCUUAUACCUGGCCCACUCCACUCAGGGAAGCCUGUUGCUGUAUGUUUAUCGGAUUCAUGCACAUCAAUACACACAAGCAAAAAAAACAACAAAAAAAACAAAUAAAAAAAAAACACAUUAAAAAAAAACUGGACUUGGGGACUGUAGAGACAGUGUUCACUGCAAGACAUUACACCAAGCACACAGACUCUCUGGCAUACUGAUCUCUCAGAGCUUUUGACUUUUAUAUUACCUUCCUUCUUGACUCUUCUCUCCUGUCCUGCCCCCUCUUUCUCUCGUGGAUCACCUGUGGAAAUGUCACGUCUCCACUCAGAAAUAAUUUUAACCCCAGGGGAAAGGAAAAGGACAAACGACAGCGGCUGAGGGGACCACGAGGGGACGGUGGAAGUGUUUUCACGUGGUUUCAGCAACUUGCCUACUUACCUCAGCUAACAUCAAGAUAGCUGCCCUCGAGUCUCAGCAGCGCGAAAUCCCAGUUCACCAGCUAGAGCUCAUCUAACAAUCAUAUAGAAAGUGUUUAACUAAACCAGCAAACGCACACACGCAGGGAAAAUACUGCCUUCAGCCCUUAAACAUGCUCCGACUCCUCCAGCUCUCCUCGCAGUGGCCUCAGGUUUGGAGAGUGUGUGAGACGGGCAGGCUGGUUAACCAACGCACACACACACACACACACACACAUAUACACAUAUACACAUACACAUUGCCUCUCUAUGCCUUGUUUUUAUAGCAUGUACAAAAGUGCAAACUGAGCUCUAAUAACACACCCACACAGACUUUAUAUAUUCUAAAUGAGAUUAUAAAAGAAGAGUCAAAUUUUAAAAAGCAUUUUAAUGAUGUGACUGAUUCAGGAUUUUUUUUUUUUUUUUUAAUUUUAUUUUGGAAGUGGAAAUUUUUGAAUGGUGAGACAUGUCAGGCCACUCACUAUGGUAUUGAGGGCGGCGGUGGGGCGGGUUUUUCACUUGUACAUUUGUUUCAUAGCUAAUCAAGCCAGAGGGAAAGAAAAAAAACAGCACAGGCCAGUCCAACAGAGUCAGACCAGCAAGAAGGAAAAGAAAAAAGAAAAAAAAAAAAAUCAGGGCUCGAACAGACUGCUAAUGAUUCAGAUGUGAGGCUCUCUCUGACGUUCACUUCAUUUGUAGUAGCUCGCCCUUUCAGCUCUCUGCUCCUUCCUGUCUGCAGUCUAGCUCAGCUCGGCAGGAGUCUUUGAGCAGCCCUGGCCCCGGGCCACCUCUCCGGCCGCCUGCACGUGUGUGCACGCCUAGAGGUAUCACGGGUUAUUAGUGAAGUAGUAAUCCUGUCUUUUCUUUUAGGACAGUUAGCAUAAUGCUCCAAAGUUCACAUCAGCUCUGGCCUGUAGGUUAAUCAUUACUGUAAAAUAGCUUGGAAAAGUCAGAUGUGUGAGGCCCUGUCCUGGAGCACCCUGUCCUCAACACACACACGCACGCACGCACGCACACACGUACGUACAUACAUAUAUGUCUGUGACAUGUUUUAACAUCAUGUACUCGCUUCUGCUGGCCAGUCACACAGGUGUCUGAUUGGUUAACUGAGCCGUGUUGACCAGCGGCCUAUCCCAGUCUGGCUUGGCAACAAAAUAGAUCUAUAGCGGCGAGCUGCGAGAUAGACAGCCCGAGGGCCGUCUGUGUAGCUGAGUUGAUUGAAUUUCCUCAUCAGACCCCUGUGGUCUUGACCAGAGCAUGUCACAACAUGCACAGCCACCCCCACCACGUCCUGUGUCUGUAUUUGAACUGACAGAUGCCUUACUUCUACUUUUCAUAUCUCGGCAGCAGAUAGGACGUCAGUUUUACCUGCGCUCUUUCUCUCUUCUUACCGUUUCAUUUUUUCCUCGCUCUGUUUCGGUCGUUGUCUAACUUCCUGCUAACUGCAGCCUGAUCUGACUCAGACAUGAUAUUGCAGGGUAAAGAGAUUGAUCGAGUCUGAAGCACCAACUCUCAUCCUGUUUCAGGCCUCAGCAGUCCGACAAACAGCACAAAGAUUACAAGUCUCUAUCAAAAGAAUAAAAGUUUCUUGGUUUAUUUUUCUGAUGUCAAUAUUGCUAUUGAUUAUUGUUGUUGUUAUUAUUGUCCUCAUUGGGUUAUUUACCUCUUCACCUGGCAUUAUUAUUAUGAUUAUUCCAUGGCUCUGUUAGCUGUAGCUUUUUAUGUUGUGUACAUCACUUUGGAUGAUGUUGAACGCCCCCAGACUCCAUUCCCUGUUUUAAACUUUCUAGCCUCCGAACCAGAAACCCUUUCCUGUCUUUACAAAAUAAUGUAAUAUAACUAAAAUGUGUAAUAUUAAUUUUGAUGCUGACAGAGAAAUAACAUUGGGGGUGAUUGAGAGGAAAGGGCAGCAACGGAGGAUUUUCUUUAGUGGCAUACGGGGAGCGAUUUUAUCUUUUUUUUGUCUUGUAUUGUAAUUUUAAUUUUAUAUUUUUUCUCUUGUAUAUUUUUUUUCUUGGGGGGUGUUGUAUCAUUUUAAAAGAUGAAAAAAGAUGUGUAUUGUUUUACUAUGUAAAGGUCUAUCUUCUCCCUUCUUUCAGUCUUUCACCUCUUCUCCCUUGAGCAGUUGCAUAACACUCAGACGGAGAGAGUUAAUACCAUGAUGUAACAUUGAAUUUCUCCACUUCUUUUGUGUUUUUUUUUUUUUUUCCAAACUUGUAAUUAAGCUGUAAUCAGGGUUAAUUAAAACCGGUUAAAACCCAGUACAAAUAUUA